UGUUUUGUGUUGACCAGGUUUGGUCCCCGGUUCCCUCCCAUGUCUGGUGUGUAUGGCAAGGACCUGCAGAAAAUAGCCUUUGACCUCUGUAAGAGCAUGGACGUCUCUCAAUUUGUCCAGGGGGGGGUUUACUGCAUGGUGGGAGGGCCCAACUUCGAGACCAUCGCAGAGGCCAGACUUCUUCACAGACUAGGGGUGGACGCUGUGGGAAUGAGCACAGCACCAGAGGUGGUGGUAGCCACACAAUGUGGCAUGAGGGUGUUUGGCCUCUCUCUCAUCACCAACAAGGUGGUCAAGAGCUAUGACGACACUGAGUCAGUCAACCACGAAGCUGUUCUGGAGGUCAGCAAACUGCGCUCGCAAAUGCUGCAGACGCUGGUCAGCCAGAUGGACAUCAACAACAACGCGGUCUGAACUGAAGAGAGCAAGAUGAGAUGAGACACUGAAACCCUUCGACUUGUCAAGAUGAAAACAUUCAACAUUCCACAGCGACCCCGGCCAAUGGCACAGUUUUCCCAAUUCAGUGCACUACUUUUGACCAGAGCUCAUGGCACCCUAUUUCCUAUAAGUAGUACACUAUAGGGUGCCAUUUCAGAUGCACAACAAGAAUCUCAAGAGGAUUUGUCAAAAUUACUCAAAAUCUUGCAGCUACUGGCCUAUUAUGCAAACAUGGUGCCCAGGUCAUUGUCUUGAAUAUUGUUUGGGUUAAAUCAACAAUAAUCUCAUCUGUUCAGUCUGUAAAUAUUGUACAAAAUUGUGUAACUUCAUACUGUCAUUUGUAUUUUGUGAUAUCACAACUGAUGUUUAUCUGUUGUAUAUUUUUUAUUUGUUCUGUUAACAGGUUCUCUCAAAUGGACAACUUUUUACAACCUGUUAUUUUUCAGCUGUAUUAACUCAUCUUUCUAUCCACAAUUGUAUGCUAAUACUUGUUCACAGACAAUAAGAUAAAACAUUGUAAAGUGAAAGAUUAUAUGCAGCUCUAUGUAUGAUGAAACUUGAUGUAUUACAAAUCAAUGUCACAUAUUCAGAUAGUUUUAUAGAUUAAUUUUAAUUMAUGUAAAAUACAAUCUGUAUUUUAAUUGUAUUGUUCCUCAACUUUUGUCGGAUAUUGAGUACGGAUUGCACCGACAAUCUGCGAUGCUUUAUCACAUUGAAAAACCUAUUAUGGAAGAAUUGUGUUCUCAUUUCAGAGAAGUGCAAAUCUCGGUGUCACACCAACUUGCUAAAUUUGUAUUUACAAUUUUUUUUCCAAAUAAAUGGUUGAACUUGUA
This is a messenger RNA of Salvelinus sp. IW2-2015, 1271 nucleotides long. RefSeq names its product purine nucleoside phosphorylase-like. Lineage: Eukaryota; Metazoa; Chordata; Actinopteri; Salmoniformes; Salmonidae. Gene Ontology annotation, molecular function: purine-nucleoside phosphorylase activity. Gene Ontology annotation, biological process: nucleoside metabolic process. The record is from RefSeq and is a predicted model, not a curated record. Gene Ontology annotation, cellular component: cytoplasm.